Gopherus evgoodei (Goodes thornscrub tortoise) is the source of this 5390-nucleotide messenger RNA. It is a transcript of the gene BEND6, whose product is annotated as BEN domain containing 6. Gene Ontology annotation, molecular function: transcription corepressor activity; DNA binding. Bases 1119 to 2561 code for a protein of 480 amino acids. NCBI's taxonomy places the organism in Eukaryota, Metazoa, Chordata, Testudines, Testudinidae. Gene Ontology annotation, cellular component: nucleus. Gene Ontology annotation, biological process: negative regulation of Notch signaling pathway; positive regulation of neuron differentiation. The transcript has 9 exons. The record is from RefSeq and is a predicted model, not a curated record.
AGCGGGAGCAGCAUGAUUCCCGGUCCGUGCGCUCCUGAAAUCAGGAUCCGGAAUGGCUGCAGCAGACACACACCGCGCUGCUGCGAUGUGCUAGUGAGUUAGUGGGGUGAGGACUUCAGUCCAUGACUCAGCAGACGGGAAGGAGGAGGAGGCGGCGGCGGGAGCAGCAGCAACGGGGAUUUUUCCGCCAGCUAGUACACAACUGAGAGCAGCGAGCGAGCGAGGCGGUGCAGAUGGAUCAGCAGCACCCAGCUGCAGUCCUGCCCUGGAAUAUGGAGGGCCCCCUCCUCUUGAGCUGAUCUUGCAGCAUUGCACCGUGCUGUGCACCUCCAGCUCCUGCAUCACAUAAAUGCCCCGUUUUAAUGCCGCUGCUGCUGCUGACACCGAGGCGAUGGCUGCCCAUCGGUUGGCAAUUUACAGCAGGGGCGGGAGGAGGAGGAAGGGGGCUGAAUCCCAAACUUUGCUCCUGCUGCCUCUGGCUGCUCAUCAAGGGGAUUUUGUUUUUUUGGUUUGGACUUGGCUGGCUGGUGGCUGAUGACAUCACACGAGCUGCAGCUGCUGCAGAGGGGAGAGCGAAGAUGGCUGCGGCGAGGUACAAUAAGGAAUGAAGAGGAGGCGCCAGGAGCAGUUUCUCCCAGGAGCCGGGCAGAGAGGGCUGCACGGUGUGGGGGCAGUGUCCGGAGCAAGGGAGCACCGCGAGCGGAACAAACCCAGGCGUGCGUGGAGAGAGAAGCAGCAGCCAGACAAAACAUCUGCCCGCAGGCUGCUGCUGCUUUCCCUCUGAAGCUCUUUCCUCUUGCGGCUUCGGAAGAGGAGACAAGACGUUGGGAAGCAGAACCACAAGCAAGAAAGUAACACGGUGAAGUAGCGUAUCGCCCUUCAUUCCUCUCCCCCCUUCGCUCAGCGAAAGCAUUGCCUGCGCUAGGCAAGUCUGCUACUAGUGUUUGUCUCCCACUCUCUGCUUUCGGCGCGAGUUAAAAGAAGUUCCUUUUGUUAGGGGCAGAUUUAUCUUGGUGUCACCCUAAAACAAACAAAAAGCUUGUCUGCACGUGCCGUCUGUGUGUCUGCAGGUUUCAAGAGUGCUGGCUGUGGCUGUGUGACAAGAAAAUCCCUUAAAAAUGAAAAAGUUCACGCUGUUCGAUUUUGUAAAUGAUAAUUCACUACAAAUCGGAGAGACUUCAUGGAUUCAGGAUCUUCCCAAUGACGGCAGUGAACUAGAAGGACUCCUGAAACCAAAUGAGCAGGUGCUAGUUAACUGGCCUGUGGGAGAAAGGAAGACAGAGAAACAUUUAGUAAAAGUAGUGUACAUGAGUGAUGACCCUCAAGAGCUAGUUGAGAUGAUGCAAAAGAUAUUGCAGGCAGAUGAUAUUACAAAAAUACAAGUUGUUGGAAAAGGCAAGAGGAAGAGGAUUGAGAUGAUAUUCUCAGAGAGUGAAGAUAGUGACCUGGACAAAGGGCAGGGGAAAAUGAUGAAGAGUAUAAAAAGAAAGAAAUCAUUACAGGCCUCUGCCUCCGCCAACAUCCUGAGUCAACUUGAAACAUCUUUAAUUAACAAAAAGAGAGAACCAUAUUCUGGAAAUGCGUUUCUGUACAGUGAAAGCAGCAGUGAUGAUGAUGAGCCCUUGUUUCAGUUAUCCAAAGUGGAACUAUGUGCCAAAAUAAAAAGUCUGAAAAGGAAACUGACAGACAGUAUGAGAGAAAACUGUCGCCUACGGCAGUCACUGGUCAUGCUUCAAGUGUUGCCACAGGCAGUCACACAUUUUGAGGAACUGGUAGGUAUGGCUGAGGCCCUGCUCAAGGGGGGAGUGACCACAUCUGCCUCCAGUAUUCAUUCACACACUGUCUGGAAAGCAUCAAACAGUUCUUUAUCAGAUUCAUAUGCAACUAUCCACAGUAACUCCAAUUCACCGAUAGCAUUGAACAUGGAGGAAGAGGAGCAACAGCCUGAGAAACAGUUCAAGAUUGAAAAAUGGCAGAUUGCCCUUUGUAACAAGAGCAAGCCUCAAAAGUUUAUAAAUGAUUUGAUGCAAGCCCUUUAUACACAUGAAUACAUGGCCACGCAUAGCCUCACAGGUGCAAAAUCCUCCUCUUCAAAGGAUAAAGCAGCAAAACCAGCAAUGAAUCAGAAUGAAGUUCAGGAAAUCAUAGGAAUCACAAAACAGUUAUUUCCAAAUACAGAUGAUGCUUUAAUUCGGAGAAUGAUGGGGCAAAAGCUAAACAAUUGCACCAAGAAGCCAAUUUUAAGCAAAGAUCUUAAUUCAGUUGUUUUUCAGAAGCAUAGCUUUUGUGGUUCACCAGCUCCUCCUCCCAGUACUCAGGACACCAUCCCAUUGGCUCCUGUUUCCAGCGUGCAAGAUCAACAAGAUGAUGACUCACCGGCUCCUCCCACACCAGUUCAGCAUGGUGACAGCUCUCUGGCUCCUCCUCCUCCCAGUACACAAGCUCAGCAAGGCGGUGUCACACCAACUUCUUCCAGCAUGGAGUCUCAAGGCAGAAACUCACCAGCUCCUACUCCCAACCAGGGCUGCAGACAGGAUUUCAGGAGCUCCGACAAGAAGUAAAAGCAGACCCUUCAUAGCGGUUUAGGCAGACACUGGAGGAUGGGGACAGUAGAAAAUGGGCAGGAAGAAGUGACACUUAACAGUGUGUUCAGAACCUAGCAACAGUUGGUAAAGAUAAUGGAAGAGGAAUAGAGGUCUGGGGCCAAUUUUUUGAUUUGUAAUGAAAAUUCCACAGUGUAGAAGAAAAAUUCAAAAUGCUUCAAUAUCGUCAGAUUUAAGAUAUUAUAAAAUACAUGCAUGCCCUACUGUAGUUCAGAAUGGAUUAUAACUUGUUCCAAAAUAAUACAAAUGUUCUUUAUAACCAGAUAAUGGACACACUAUUUAAGAUAAUGCCAAAAAUAAAACCAUGAGGAGCUUCACAGCCCAGACCAAACACCCAUCUAUACAUAUGAGAGCAAGAUCUUUAGUCUUCCAGACAGAAGGUUCUUUACUAUAAUCCAAGGGAUCCAGAGAGGUUUGAAAUAUGGACAGACAGUGUUAGGAUGCAGACAGUGUUAGCCUUCAAAGGGAUGAAAAAACAGGGACUCAAGGACCCAGAUCUAGAGACUUAGGCACCUAAACCCAAAGGGGUUCCCUUUCUUGAUCCACGCCAAGAAUACUGUUGGGUCAGCAGGGAGUGCUUCUCGCAGGAGCUGCUGUUCUUUUGCCCUAAUAAGGGGAGUGGGGGAGAAGAGGGAGCUAAGGCUCACUUUUAUCUCUAAGGAGUUGGGAGGCAGCUUAGGUUUCUUUUGGCCUAGAUGCAUGGAGGACCUGGAGCAUCUUUUCUCUUCUGGAUAUAGUAAGGGUGUGGCUGCCAGCGUGUGAGAAUUUUGCCAGGGCAGUUCUCCAUAUUAGCCCUCCAUAUUCACCUAUAUGUGGUCUGGUGAACUUUAGAUUAUUUCUUAGAAGGGUGUGAGAGAAAAGGCAGAUUACAGUAAUCACCUGGCAGCACUGAGAGCCCUGUCUAAUUUGAAAAACUGUCCCUUAAAGUUGUGUGUCUUUCUCCACUCCAUUUCCCACAGCUUCCCACUCCGUUUUACCUCAUGGGAGGAGGUGCAGGGGACAGACACCUGAUUCUGCUGGCUGAGGUCAUGACCUCCUCUUCAGGCCUCGUUUCUGCCAGUGCCCUGGCUCUACAAAGUUUAGUUGAUUCACAAGUCCCAAAUAUCCCUUUUUUCACUGAACAGGAAGAGUCUCUUCUCUUUUUCUCCAGGGGCUAGAAAGGGGGUUAUGAAGGGAGAGAGGAGCUCCUGCUCCUCUUGACCUGGAGGGCAGUUCUCUUGAGGAAGGGACUUCUUGUGGAGGAUAAAGAUAGUAGCUGCUGCUGCUGUCCAUAGUGUCUGACAUACCUCCUCUGGCUGGCUUGGAGAGACAAUAGGACAGGGUCUGACAGGAAGUAUGUUCCUGCUGUGGGUGCUGUAGCUCUGUGGUAACUAUGGUAUCUGCCUUUGAGAACUGACCACCCCCUUUAGCUUGGUCCACUGAAUGAUGAGUGUUCCACUGUAGCUGAUCAAAGAGAUGCAGCUGGCAGGCCAGUUUGACUUUGGAUAGGAUAGGGAGGGGUAGUAGGAUUGAGCGGGACCUCUGUCUUUGGAAACCUUAGAGACACACUUUCCCCAUAAUUCUUUGCAGGGUUUUUGUUGUUGACUUCUGGCUUCCCAAUAAAUCUGUUAAUGAUAUAUGGGCCAGAGUAAGCUUGGGUGCAGGAAGCAUCUGAAAUAUUGCUUUUAAUUUUGAGCAUCUCAUUCCCAGAAAGAUAUUGACAAAUUAGAGGGAGUUCACAGAAGAGAAACAAAGUUAUUGAAGAACUCAUUUAGUGGAAAAAAAACUAACAGACCUACAUAUUUUUUCCUGGCUAAGCAGUGACUAAGGAUCAGAGCCCACAGUAAAAGUCUACACAUGUUAGGGUCUAAAUGUGGAGGAGAUAGAGAAGUUAUUUAGAUUGGUUUAAGGAUAUAUAAAUAUAAGUAACAGGAUGAAGUUAAGAAAGAGAAUAUUUUGGGUGAAUGUCAAAAAAAUUGUCUUGACAGUAAGAUGUAAUAGGCUGUGAAAUGAGGUCUCCCAAGGAAAGUGCUGAAAGCCCAGUUUAUGUGACACUAAUAAAUGCACUGUAAAGAAGAUUCCUGCAUAUGCAGGGGAAUGGACUAGGUGUUCUAAUAGGUCUCCAUCUUUGACAUCUCUGGUUUUCCUUGUAGAUAAGUUUAAGAUGAAAGCAGAUAAAACAACAUGCCAGAAGGCUUUGGCUCAUGGUGUUAACACCAUAGAUAAAAUAUAGCUAAAAGGACAUUUUGCUACUGUGUAUAUAUUGUACAUAAAACUGUAUGUAUUGCAUUAUUAAUGUAUAUACUUAAUCAUAUUUUUGAAGCGACUUUCUUUAAAAAUACAAAAAUUAAAAUUUACUGUGUCUUACUGUCAUAUUUUAUUCUUCUGCAUUCUCCUUUUAUGUCUGAACAUUUCCUUUCAUCAGCCUCUUUUCUUGUUCUCUACACUCCUCUUAUCUAUUUGCUGUAGGACUUCCUAAGCCCCAAAGCUAGAGGCCCACAAAAUCCAUGGUCAGUGGAGGCCUUAGCCUGGAUCAUAAAGGCUCCCUGAUCUGAAAGACCUCCUCAGAGCUGCCUGUGGCUGUGGUGCAUUUCCUUUGAUGAGCUGCCAGCCAGGCUUCUGGACAUGGGCAGCAGUUCAGCCAAGGAGCUUUACAACAUCUGACAGCAGUAAGCACAACAGAUGGAGUCAAACACAAAUAGCUGUGCUCUGACUUUCUCUUGGCACAGGCAGAUAACAGCCCUGAAAGAUGUUGCUACACUCCUGAUUAUAACUACAAAAGUUUUUUCCUCUUGCUGACAAUAGCCC